Cuscuta europaea is the source of this 2733-nucleotide messenger RNA. The record is from the annotation of a GenBank genome assembly. NCBI's taxonomy places the organism in Eukaryota, Viridiplantae, Streptophyta, Magnoliopsida, Solanales, Convolvulaceae.
CGCCACUUAGAUGAGUUUUUCAAUCUUAUAUUACAACUCCAAAUAAUAUGAACUUAGACAAGAUCUGUCUAAAUAAAAAAUAAAAUAAAUCAUUUAUCAGUGUUUUGUUUCUGAAAUUAAAAAAUUAAUCUUAUUAGUCUGAUUAAUUCGUAAUCCUAUACUCCCCGUUUCAUAUACAAUGUUUUUAUCUAGAGAUUUUAUCAAUGCAGGAUUUGAAAUAUACUUCGUAGAUGAGUUAUCAAUCCAGGACCUAAAAGACGAAAUAUAUCUAGAGACCUUUUCACCCGUCUCUCGAAAGGACUCCCUAAGGGUCGUUAUGGCUUUAGUAGCUCACUCUGAUCUUGAGCUACAUCAAAUGGACGUCAAAACAGCCUUCUUAAAUGGAGAUUUACACGAAGAUGUUUAUAUGAUACAACCAGAAGGUUAUGUUUCUAAGGGUCAAGAACAUCUAGUGUGUAAACUCAAGAAGUAUAUUUAUGGGCUCAAACAAGCAUCUCGACAAUGGUACCUUAAAUUUGAUGAAGUCAUGAAAUCAAAUGGCUUCAUUAAAAACAAAGUAGAUCAAUGCACUUACCUCAAAAUGAGUGGGAGCAAAUUCAUCAUGUUUGUGUUAUAUGUUGAUGACAUCUUAUUAGCAAGUAGUGACUUGAAUUUAUUGCAUGAAAUAAAACGCUUAUUAUUUGGUCAUUUUGACAUGAAAGAUCUAGGUGAAGCUUCUUAUGUUAUAGGCAUUGAAAUUCACUGAGACAGAGUCAAAGGGACGUUAGGCUUGUCCCAAAAGGCAUACAUUGAGCGCAGUUUAGAACGUUUCAACAUGCAACAAUGCUCUACAUCAGUUACUCCAGUAGUUAAGGGAGACGUUUUUGGGUAAUUCCAGUGCCCAAAAACUGAGGUUGAGAAAGAGCAAAUGAAACUCAUUCCUUAUGCUUCCGUAGUUGGAAGCCUGAUGUAUGCUCAAGUUUGUACUCGUCCAGAUAUUGCAUAUGUAUCCGGUAUGUUGGGAAGAUAUCAAUCUAACCCAGGAUUAGAUCAUUGGAAAGCCGCUAAGAAAGUUUUGCGGUAUCUUCAAGGGACUAAGGAGUACAAACUUACAUAUCAGAGGUCUAUUAAUUUAGAAGUGGUUGGAUAUUGCGAUUCCGAUUUUGCUAAGUGCAAAGACGAUAGGAAGUCUACUUCGGGAUACAUUUUCUUGCUGUCAGGUGGGCCAAUAUCUUGGAAAAGCCACAAGCAAAGACUUACGACUACUUCAACAAUGAUGGCCGAAUAUGUUACGGUGUACAACGUAACAUGUCAUGGGAUGUUGUUAAGGAAUCUUAUCAAAGGAUUCAAAGUAGUGAAUUUCGUCUCAAGACCACUAAGGAUUUAUUGUGACAAUUCCGCGGCCGUGAGCUUCUCAAACAAUAACAGUUCAAGUGGAGCGGGAUUGUUCCUCGAUACAAAAUAUUUGUUCGUUCGAGAAAGCGUGGAGGAAAACGAAAACUGUAUCAUACACAUCAGCACAAAUGAUAUGCCAGCAGAUCCUCUCACCAAAGGACUUCCGCCCAGUAUUUUUCAAAGACAUGUCACUAAUAUGGGCUUUAUCAAAGACCCUGUUUAGGAAUUAAUAGCAUAGUGUCUGAUUAGUUAUCUUAUUUAAUAUUUCAAGUACUUGAUUUAGAAUUCCUCCUUAAGUAUGUUUUGUCUAUUCUUCAUUGUGCACACAAAGUUAUUUAAUAGACAAACAUAAUACCCUAAGUAAUAACAGUUCAAGUGGAGCGGGAUUGUUCCUCGAUACAAAAUAUUUGUUCGUUCGAGAAAGCGUGGAGGAAAACGAAAAUUGUAUCAUACACAUCAGCACAAAUGAUAUGCCAGCAGAUCCUCUCACCAAAGGACUUCCGCCCAGUAUUUUUCAAAGACAUGUCACUAAUAUGGGCUUUAUCAAAGACCCUGUUUAGGAAUUAAUAGCAUAGUGUCUGAUUAGUUAUCUUAUUUAAUAUUUCAAGUACUUGAUUUAGAAUUCCUCCUUAAGUAUGUUUUGUCUAUUCUUCAUUGUGCACACAAAGUUAUUUAAUAGACAAACAUAAUACCCUAAGUUUAAUGUCAUUUGGCUUAUAUUAAUCCUUAUACUCUUUAAGAAGUGUCAAAAUAUGAUUAAUGAGGGUCCCAGAUUAUAUUGACCCGUUUGACUGUAUUUAUUUGCUUUGACAUUAUUAUAGGGUAAGAUGAUUUUUUCUUGGCCAACACUUACUUAUGUAUAAAUGAUCUCAAGGUCAAGUGGGAGAAUGUUGGAAAAUAUUCCAUUUAAGUGCCCUUGGACCAUUUAUAAAAUUUAAUAUAUAUUGGGGACAAUUAUGUCUUACAAUUAAAUUUGCCAUAUGACAGAUUUGGUCCCUGUAUUUAUGUAUAGUUAACAUAUGAUGGGUAUGUUUCAAAAUUAAAUAAUACAUAAGGGACCAAAGGGGUUUCUCUUUGAUACAAGAUAUAAGGCUCGUUCAUUCUCACGACUAAUACGACCGGACACGUUUCUUCCCCAAAGGUCUCAAGAACACCUAUAUUAGGAGACCCAAGGAAGAUCGUUUAAUCCAUCGAAAUCUGUUUGUAUCCUUAGAGAAUCCAAAGACAUCAUGGCUUAAUGAUCUUCGCCAUCAACGUUUGGUUUCUCCUCAACCGAUUUGCCUAGAAGUUUGAAACAUGGUGGAAGAAGCAAUUCUACUCCGUACAAAAAAUAACAACGAACAAAUAUGGAUAAGCAAU